GAAGCAAAAAGGUGGUCACGUGAUUCUGCGGACGCGUUGGCUUGACAACUGCUGUAAUCCUUGCCUGGUGUGAAACAAGCACUCAGAAGAUACAAUGCCAGAAGUCAAGUCAAUUUUAAGAGAAGUUCUGCCUAAACAAGGGCAGCUUUCCAUGGAAGAUGUCCCUACCAUGGUUCUGUGUAAGCCAAAGCUGCUCCCACUCAAAUCAGUCACUCUAGAGAAACUGGAGAAGAUGCAAAUUGAGGCUCAAGAGACUGUCAAAAAGCAAGAACUGGCUCUGAAGGAGCAGUCAUAGCAGAUGCCCAAUGGAGGAUUUUUAAAAACAUAAUCAAGCUGAAAUGAAUGGUACAAAAGCAGCGUUCUCAAGCACCAGUAGAGUGUGUUAUUUGUACAGCAGUGAAAUGUGCAUACAACUACAAAGGCUUCAUAAAGAAGAGCUAGGUGGUCAGAGUACUCACUUCAGUGUAACCACACUCACCUCUGCAUCCUGUUCAUUAGUCAUCCUGAAAUGAUGCACUAUGUCAGUAAGGAUUGUUUUUUUUUUUUUUUUUUGUUUUACUUGCCAGUUUUUCCUCAUGGUUGGCUCCUAAGACUGAUACACUUCUGACUUUUUAUUUGUAUCACUGUAAUUUGGCUAUAAUGCACAACACAAAAUGUCAAACAUCUUUCUUUUUGAAUGAAAGCAGAGCAAGUAACCUGUCAGAACAAAGAAUUAAAUGGUAAUGGUUUGUGCUAUUAUUGUGGUAUUCACAAAAACAAUAUUGAUUAUUUAAUAGUGAUUUAAUGAACAAAUAAGGAGCAAUAUGUGGUACAUUUUACACAACAGUACUCCCCAAAUAUAAAAAUAAACACUCUAAACACUAUUUUGUGAAGUUAACCGACUGGUAUUUGCUUUUGCCCUGUACACAUCUUGAUACCUUCAGUAGACAUCUUUGUGAUAUUUAAAGGGUAAAAAAAAAAAAAAAAAA
Messenger RNA from Monopterus albus (swamp eel), 968 nucleotides. RefSeq names its product BBSome interacting protein 1 (gene bbip1). Lineage: Eukaryota; Metazoa; Chordata; Actinopteri; Synbranchiformes; Synbranchidae. Gene Ontology annotation, biological process: receptor localization to non-motile cilium; cilium assembly. Gene Ontology annotation, cellular component: BBSome. The record is from RefSeq and is a predicted model, not a curated record. The coding region runs from base 95 to 295 and encodes 66 amino acids. The transcript has 3 exons.